AUGUGCUCCAAGCUCAAGCAUAAGAAACAUGCUAAUUGUACUUUUACCUUCANNGAUGUACACAAGGUUGGCGAUACAUAUUAUUGCUACUACGCCGUCUCGCAAUUCGGCAGCCAAUUUUCUAGCAUUGGACUCGCUACUUCAAAGACACUGAGACCUGGCAGUUGGACUGAUCACGGCGCUGUCCUCACUUCGAACACUACUGCACCUUCGCCAUUGAACAUCACCAACGCAAUCGAUGCGAACCUUUUCAUCGAUCCGAAGACCAAGAUCCCUUACCUCACAUACGGCAGCUUCUGGAGCGAUAUAUGGCAAUUCCAGCUGGCUCAAGACUUGCUUAGCGUGGUCUGGUCUCCCUCACCUACACAGCUGAGCUUAGAUCCCGUAAGCCCACAGGCGGAGGAGGGCGCGUACCUGAGUCGCCAUGAUAGUUGGUAUUAUCUCUGGUACAGUCACGGUUCAUGCUGUGGCUACAAUGUCUCUGCCCUACCUGCACCUGGUCAGGAAUACUCCAUCCGCGUUGGACGCUCCAGAUCAGCCACCGGACCUUUUGUUGAUCGCAACGGUGUAGAUCUCAAGAAUGGUGGCGGAUACAUUGUUUAUGGCAGCCAUGAUUACGUCUACGGUCCAGGUGGUCAGGCUGUUCUGGCGAACUACCAUGGACGUGAUGUCUUGUACUAUCACUACGUCAACACCAUCCAGAAUCCCUUGUAUCUCGACGAGCUCAAAUUGCUUGGAUGGAACUACAUCAACUAUGUUCAAGGAUGGCCUGUGUUGGUAUACAACUGA
Aureobasidium uvarum is the source of this 789-nucleotide messenger RNA. Lineage: Eukaryota; Fungi; Ascomycota; Dothideomycetes; Dothideales; Saccotheciaceae. The record is from the annotation of a GenBank genome assembly.